Messenger RNA from Leptopilina heterotoma, 5294 nucleotides. RefSeq names its product protein polybromo-1 (gene polybromo). NCBI's taxonomy places the organism in Eukaryota, Metazoa, Arthropoda, Insecta, Hymenoptera, Figitidae. Gene Ontology annotation, cellular component: RSC-type complex. Gene Ontology annotation, biological process: chromatin remodeling. Gene Ontology annotation, molecular function: protein binding; chromatin binding. The record is from RefSeq and is a predicted model, not a curated record.
CGAACCUCGCCAGAAUAUAAAGAUGCAACAGAGCUUUGGGAGCUUUGUACUUGCACGAAGAAUCGCAUUUCUGAAGAGUACGAGGACACAGAGACGAAGGGAAAAAUUAUGCUCAAGGCUAAAAAAGUAUCUGUGAAGCAGGAGGAUGCCGAAGAUACGUCCGAAAGUUCCACAAAUCCAGACGAAGAAUCUACACAGGUGUACGAGGAACUUUUCUCAACGGUCAUGACCGUUACAGAUCCAACGGACAACAAUCGUCCUCUGCACAGCAUGUUUCAACUGAAACCCUCCAAGAAGCUGUAUCCCGAAUAUUACGAAGUCAUCGACACGCCCAUCGACUUGAAGAUGAUUGCCAAGAAGAUACUGGACGGAGCAUAUGGUUCUAUUGGUGACAUGGAGCGGGACUUGAUGCUCAUGUGCCGCAACGCUUGUCAGUUCAAUGAACCUGGUUCGCAGAUUUACAAGGACGCGAAGCUCCUAAAGAAAAUUAUUACUGUCGCAGCCAAGAAACAAGACGGAGGAAUGAGUGCCGCAGUCAGCAAGUCCUUGGCGAAUGCUCCAUCGACCAGGAGCAAAAGGGGAACUCGAAGUGGGGCGCAGUCUCUCCUCACGCAAACGGCAGCCCUCCCAGACGAGGACGACGAAAGCGACGACGAGGAGGAAGAGGGUGCUGAAAACGACGAGUCUGACAAUCCGCAGUGGCAGCUAUUCCAGACUAUUCGAACUGCUCCGAAUAAUCAGGGUGUUCGGAUGAGUGAAUAUUUUUGGAAGCUCCCUUCUAAACGCCUCUAUCCUGAUUAUUAUAGAAUGAUAAAAAAUCCAAUUUCUUUAUUGCAAAUUCGAACGAAAAUCAAGAAAGGGGGAUACGGAACUGUCAGUGAAGUUGCAGGCGAUAUGAAUAUAAUGUUUGAAAAUGCAAAAAAAUAUAACGUUCAUACUUCUAGAUUAUACAAGUGCGCCGUCAAAUUACAAAAGAUCAUGCAGGAAAAAGUGCAAGAAUUACUAGAAUUCGAUCGGGAAUCGGAAUCUGAAAGUGAAACCGAGUGCAACCAACAGCCGAAACUGAUAAAACGCGCUUCAAAUGUUUUGACUCGAGGAAAGUACACCGACAAUAUACCACUGAAGAAGAGACUUUACGCUCUCGUUAAAUGCGUAGUGGAAUAUGUUUAUGAGGAUGGAAGGCAACCAAUGCUUCUCUUCAUGGAGAAACCAUCAAAGAAAUUGUACCCUGAUUAUUAUCAAGUCAUAACCGAACCAAUUGACAUGUUGGCCAUUGAGGCGAACAUUAAGGCCGAGAAAUAUCAAACUGAGAAUGAACUGAUACAAGAUUUCAAGCUCAUGUUCAGCAACUGUCGUCAAUACAAUGAAGAAGGGUCAUUAAUCUACGAGGACGCGAAUACAUUGGAGAGAAUUUUAAUGGAAAAGGUUAAGGAGUUGGGUCCCUUGCCGGACGUCAAGAACAAAUCGAGUGCAUCAACUCCAACGAGAAAUGUGGGUUCUAUUUUUAAACGAAAUAUUAAUUUUGCAAUGUUCAGAAGACCGAAAAAGGUGGUGUCGCUUCGCAUUCAAAAGUUGCGCACAAUGUAUGACACGAUCAAAGAUUAUCACGACUCCAAAGGUAGACAAUUGUCCCUGAUAUUCAUGAAACUGCCCAACAAAAACGAAUAUCCCGAUUAUUAUGAGGUAAUUAAGCAGCCCAUGAAUAUGGAGAAGAUUGCUGCGACACUCAAGAAUCACGGUUAUGAGAGUCUGGAGGAGCUUGUCUCUGAUUUUAUUCUAAUGUUCGACAAUGCCUGCAAGUACAAUGAGCCAGAUUCGCAGAUUUACAAGGAUGCCUUAAUUCUGCAACGUUUGGUUUUACAAACGAAAUUACAACUGAGUGAGGAUGAAGAGAGUGUUCCUGAUGUGGCAGCCGCCGUGCAAGAAAUACUCGCCACGAUAUUCACCGCCCUUUACAACCAUCAAGAUGAAGAAGGCAGAUGCUACUCGGAUUCAAUGGCAGAACUUCCGGAGCACGACAUUGUCGAUGGAAAAAAAAUUCGUGGCUUGUCAUUGGAUUUGAUAAAAAGGAGACUGGACAAGGGCGUGUACAAGAGGCUAGAUCGAUUUCAAGAAGACGUCUUCACGUGCCUGGAGAGAGCGCGAAAAUUGUCGCGCACCGAUUCGCAGCCCUUUGAGGACAGCGUCGAACUGCAGGCGUUUUUCCUGCGCACCAGGGACGACGUGACUCGCAGUGGAGACCUGCUGCACUCGCCCGCUCUGAAUUACACACUCCUCGACCUCUCGGCCCAGGUCGCCGAUCUCAAGCGGAUCAAGUUGGAGCAGGAGAUUGCCUUGCCGGCAGAAGACGAGAGUUGCGACGGAAACGACAAGGAGUCCGAGUCAAACUCGAGCACGGGAGCGAGCAACGGCGACGGGGCGACAAUGAGCUUCAACCAAGAAGUUUAUAGAGCCGGAGACUUUGCUUACGUGGAGCCUAGCGAGCGGGGAAUGGAGUUCAGCGUGGUGAUGAUUGAAAGGCUCUGGACCAACUCCUCAAAUGAGCAAAUGCUGUACGGGAACCUCUUCUACAGACCGAGCGAAACUUAUCACAUUGCGUCUAGGAAAUUCCUCGACAAGGAAUUGUUCAAGAGCGACGUGCACAUUGCAGUGCCUCUUGUCAAGGUCGCUGGCAGGUGUUGCGUGCUCAGCGUCAAGGACUACUUCCGAAUGCUGCCAGAAGGCUUCGCUGAAAAGGACGUUUAUGUUUGCGAGUCGAGGUAUUCGACGAAAGCCAGGUCGUUCAAGAAAAUCAAGAACUGGAAUUUUGAUCCAGACCGCUUGAAGCUUGUAGCUCGAGAGAAAAUAAUUGAGCCGAAGAGAGUGAUCUCUGUGUACAAAGAGAGGCUCGAGAAGCAUAAAGAGGAGAUUGCCGAAUUGGAGGAGGGCGAGAAGCUUAUUGAAAAAGAGAGACCGAAUGUGAUACACUUCAAUGCAGACGACUCGGACAGUACGUACUACGAGCAAUACAAUACCUGCGUUGGAUCUGUGAAAACCGGGGACUUUGUUUACGUGGCGACUGAAGGUGGUCGGCAGCAAAUUUCUCAAAUUGACUCCAUUUGGUCGACAAAAGAGGGGAAAUGCUACAUGAAAGGGCCGUGGCUUUUAACACCGUCGGAAAUACCUCACGCACCCACUAAGCUGUUUUACAAGCAAGAACUGUUUCUAUCCACGAUUGACGGUACUCAUCCCGUCGUGGCUAUCGUGGGAAAAUGCGCAGUUCUCGAUUACGGAGAAUACGUCUGCAGUCGGCCGACAGAAAUUCCAGAAGACGACAUUUUCAUUUGCGAAUCCACUUAUGACGAAACGAAAAACCUGAUGAGGAAACUGAACGUGGACGGUUUGAAAAAAUACAACCACAGUUCGACAGUCACAGACGACGAGAUUUAUUUCUUCCGCAAACCCAUAAAUCCUGCCAAGGUAUCUAGUGAAGUGGCCCAAAUGCAAAGUCAAAUCAAACCUCUCAGUGCCUCGGGGUCUUUCGAUAUGGAUUCUUCACCAAUAAUACCGAAGCUGGAACCCGAUGUCCUAAGCAUGGGAGUAGGAUUAGGAGUAGGAGUCGGGGAAGACAGCAUGGAUGCGGGUGGUCCUCCGUCCGUUGGAUCUAUGGAAGCUCAACCGGUGCUCUCCAACACUCAAACGCCCGUUUCCACCAAAAAGAAAUCCACCGGUAAGAAAUUAGUUACGGGAUAUAUUUUGUAUUCGAGUAAACAUCGCACGCCGAUUACGCAAAAUAAUCCUGAUUCCACCUUUGGGGAGAUUAGCAGAAUUGUUGGUAACGAGUGGAGAAAAUUGCCGGCGGGUGAGAAACAAACGUGGGAAGAAAAGGCCAUCAAGAUGAACGAAGAAAUUGGCCAAGUAAAGGGUAAUUCUGUGCCGGUUUCAGGACAAGAUCACGUUUUCGAAUGUUGCUGGGACACGUGUGACUUUCAAUUUGAGGAUAUGACAGACUGCAUUGAUCAUUGCAUCGCCGAGCAAUCUGGUCACGUGCAAACCACAUUUUCCAAUCUCAGUGGCGAAGAAAAUGUGAUAUUUCAAUGUCAAUGGCGAGGCUGUGGAAGAACAAAGAAAUCAGUGCCGCCUUUUCCGAGUGUGCAAAGACUUGCCAGACACGUCAAGGAAGUUCACAUUCUCAAGUCCAAUGGACGAACUAUCCCACCCGCCGAUCGAAGCAAAAAUUUUAUCGCCUCAUCGAAAGGAGUCGCCGGAAUGGCUCCGAUGGAAACCGGUGAGUUGCGUGGCGUAAACCACAAAAUACGAUUACCCAAAGAAACUACUGUGGCUGCAACCCAGACCAACAAUCUUCCAACCACGAAGCAACCGGAACCACUUUUCAUUGCCGUUCCUCCCAGGCCGAGUCGACUUUUGCAUUCGGACGCGUAUCUUAGGUAUAUCGAGGGCUUGAACGUCGAGAAUCGCUACAUAUCAAACUGGGACAAGCAAAUGAGCGCAACACCAGAGAACACUCAGAUACCUGAAAUAACGAAACUGCCGGGAGAGUGGCUGGGCAACGGAGUGGGCAACCAUGGAAAUGUUGUCAACGCCUUAUGGACCCUGAGGAACAUGAUGAUGCGCGACGUGUUGGCUAUUAACAAAACUUUGUAGUUGACUGGAAAAAUCGAGCUGUAUAAAAUAAUUUCUCAUCUUUGACAAGACUCUUUGGGGAAAUGUUGGCGUUAGUCCGCGACUCAAGACUGAUGUGUAUUUAUAUUUUAAUAUUUCAGGAUCUGAGCUCGAUUUUUAAAGCAGGGAAUGCAUUUUUUUUCUUUACGUUUCUCAAGUGCACAUAAACAUUAUAUGACCCUCAGGUACAGUCCAAUUGAUGAUUGAUUACAUUAUCAACUUAAUGUACAUGUACAUCGAAGCUGCUAAAUAUGUGUAAAAUAUUUUGUCUCAAUCUGUGAAAUAUUGUCAAAGAAAAAAGAUAUUGCUACUUUAUAUGCUAAAAAUAAUUGUGAGUCCUUAGAAAUUUAUUGAUUCUCAAAAUGUCUUACUAUUAGGAAACAUAUUUUACCAACUUUUUUUAUCUCUCAAACUUUCCUAUUUGUAGAAUGAAUAAUUAAACAGUUUGAAAUGACUUGCAUUUUAUUUUUUAAAGUUGAUUUGUAAAAAUUGACAAAUAGCAGCAACAACAACAGCAGUGCUAUAUUGGUACAUUUUUCUUUUCAUUUUGAAGAGCAACAUUUCUAUGGGAUGAGUAGUUAGCAAUAAUUUCUUUGUAUUUUAAAUACAACAAAUUUCUAUCAUUGAGAAAA